AAUAGGCCCAAAUCAACCUUUCAGGAGCCUAUUCAAAACGAAGAGGAAAUAUUAGGGUUUAGGGUUUCCUAUAUAAAGUGAUCACACCUCCGUCUUCAGCCCUAGUUCCGCUUCUUCCUUCUCCGCCCUUUUCGCUUCGCUACGAGAAGCCAACGCUGCUAUGGUUCACGUCAGUUUCUAUCGCAACUAUGGGAAGACCUUUAAGAAGCCAAGGCGUCCAUAUGAGAAGGAGCGUUUGGAUGCUGAGUUGAGGCUUGUAGGAGAGUAUGGGCUCCGAUGUAAGAGGGAGUUGUGGAGGGUUCAGUAUGCAUUGAGCCGUAUCCGAAAUGCAGCAAGGGAUCUUCUCACUCUUGAUGAGAAGAACCCUCGUCGUAUUUUUGAAGGUGAAGCACUUCUUCGUAGGAUGAAUAGGCAUGGGCUUUUGGAUGAGAGCCAGAACAAGCUCGAUUAUGUCUUGGCUUUGACUGUUGAGAACUUCCUUGAACGCCGCUUGCAAACACUCGUGUUCAAGGCUGGUAUGGCCAAGUCAAUUCACCAUGCUCGUGUGCUGAUUAGGCAAAGGCAUAUCAGGGUUGGGAGGCAGGUGGUCAACAUCCCAUCUUUCAUGGUGAGGGUGGACUCUCAAAAGCAUAUUGACUUCUCUCUCACAAGUCCAUUCGGAGGUGGUCGCCCUGGAAGGGUAAAGAGAAGGAACCAGAGGGCAGCUGCCAAGAAGGCUGCUGGUGGAGAUGGUGACGAAGAGGAAGACGAGUAAACCUUAGGCUAAUACCACCAUUAGGAACCAUAAAAGGCCGUAUGUUUGAAACUUGCCAUCUCCAUUGUUAGACAUGGUUUGAUUUUUGUUUGCAGUCCUUUAUUGUAGUGGAUCUUGGUAUAUGUUUUGCAUUUACUAUUCUGUUUUUACCGGAUUUGAACCUAAUUGAGUAAUUGUGUUGUUUUAAGAUUAAAAGAUUUUAAUUUUGAUCAUAUGUACUAGCUUAGCUCCAUUUUGAUAAA
This is a messenger RNA of Theobroma cacao (cacao), 996 nucleotides long. RefSeq names its product small ribosomal subunit protein uS4y-like. Gene Ontology annotation, biological process: translation; ribosomal small subunit biogenesis. Gene Ontology annotation, cellular component: cytosolic small ribosomal subunit. The record is from RefSeq and is a predicted model, not a curated record. Lineage: Eukaryota; Viridiplantae; Streptophyta; Magnoliopsida; Malvales; Malvaceae. Gene Ontology annotation, molecular function: structural constituent of ribosome; rRNA binding.